GUUCUCUCAGCUCCUACGCAACCAAUAUCAACAUGAGACUGAUCCUCCUAGUGGGCGCCCUCGCGGCUGUGGCCUCCGCCGCCCCCCGUCCCGACUCUCCUCCCGUCUACGGCGCUCCUCCUCCUACCUACAAGCAGCCAGGAAUGCCCUUCGAGUUCGCCUACGCCGUCCAGGAUGACUACUCAGGCAACAACUACGCCCACGCCCAGACCAGCGACGGCCAAGUCACCUCCGGAUCGUACCGCGUGGCUCUUCCCGACGGCCGAACCGAGAUCGUGGAAUUCACCGCCGAUCACGACAACGGCUACGUCGCCAACGUCGCCUACGAGGGGGAGGCCUCCUACCCCGCCCCUGCCCCCUCCUACCACCCUGCCCCCUCCUACCCCGCCCCCGCUCCCUCCUACCCUGCUCCACCACCCCCACCCACCUACGCCUAAACGCACCACGUUAACGCAAGCUCACCGGUAAAGCUCAAAGCAUGAAACAGAAAAUGCCCCCAGAGGCAAACCGCAAACAAAACCCAGUGUUUACUCCUUGCUCCUCAUUCAUAAACUUUCUUGUUGUUACGUUUGCAAUACAUUCAGUCUGUCACUAUUGCCAUAUAUUAAGUGCUGAUGGACGAAUGCCAUUUGACACUUUAAUUAUAUUAAGUUAUUCUUGUAAAUAAAUGCAGAUUUACGAAAACUUUGACGUAUAUUUUUUAACAGUGAUGAAUUCACCCGUACGUUUCACUCUCUCAUACUCUCUCUCUUAAUUUAUCCAUAUCAGUUUGUUACUUCCGCAGAUAUGUUUCGUAUGGUCAGUACAUCCAAUAUUUUUUUCUAUAAUUUGUGUCCCAGAACAUGCGCUGUGAACAUUAAACAUUUCAUCUUAUUUUUCAUAA
This is a messenger RNA of Penaeus chinensis, 883 nucleotides long. RefSeq names its product cuticle protein 18.6-like. The coding region runs from base 33 to 437 and encodes 134 amino acids. The transcript is spliced from 2 exons. NCBI's taxonomy places the organism in Eukaryota, Metazoa, Arthropoda, Malacostraca, Decapoda, Penaeidae. The record is from RefSeq and is a predicted model, not a curated record. Gene Ontology annotation, cellular component: extracellular matrix.